CCGCCCUCCUCCCCGCCCUCCCCGGCUGCGGAUCCCGGCGGCCACUCGGAGACGCCACACCCGGGCCCCGCACCCCAGGCCCCGGCUCUCGGACCCCGGCCCGAGCGAGCCAUGGGCGGCUGCGGGGCGCUGCUGCUGGGCGCCGUGCUGGCCGCGUGGGCGGCGCGGGCCGGGCGGGGUGCGGACGACGGCGGCUUCGGGGCCUGCGGCGGCUGCUUCUACUCGGGGACCCCGCCCUCGCUGCGCGCCCCCGACGGCCUGCGCCUGUGCCAGCGCUCGGAGGGCGCCCCGCGCCUCGCCACCCUCUACAGCCCGGGCCUGCGCGCGCCCCUCUACUCCGCCCUGCGCGCGCCCGCGCCCCCCGCGCCCCCCGGCCCGCGCCCCGCGCCGCGCUGGCUGCUGCACCCCAAGGUGGAUGACCCCGACAGUGAGCUGGAGGAUGGGCUGGAGGAGUCGCAGGCAGUCGCCAUGGUGCCCGGGCUGGGGACCCGGCAGGCGCUGAGCGCCGACUACCUGGGCUCCGAGUACGAGCGAGGACAGCUGUGGCCGCUGUCGCUGGGCAGUGCUGAUGGCCCGGACACCUGGGCGCUCACCAACGCCGUGCCCAUGCGGCCGUGGCUGCGGCGACGCUGGCACGCCAACCUGCUCGGCCUGCUGGAGCGUGCCCUGCGCCCACAGUGCCAGCCCGAAGACCGGCUGUUCCUGCUGGCGGGCGCUGUGCCCUCCGGGGACACCCUGCAAGGCAGGGUGGCCCUGCCCGCCUUCCUGUGGCUGGCGGCCUGCUGUGCGGCCCCCGGGGGCGGCUGGGCCAUGGGCUUCGUGCAGCAGCCGCGCGAGGACGCUGUCAUCGAGGACCUGAUGCUUCGGGACCUGGAGGCGCUGCUGCCCUCGCGGCCCCAGCUGUUCCAGAGCCACUGCGCAGAGAGCGAGCAGGACACAGAGCGCAUGAAGAGCAUCCUGGAGGUGGUGAACCAGCUGCAAGCCGAGGACCGCGCCGCCCAGGCCCAGCCCGGGCCCCCACCCUCCGAGGCCGAGGAGGCCGCCCCGCAGCCCCCCCGGGAAGCCGAGGAAGCCCCCGAGGAGGCCGCCCCGCCCCGAAAGCCCCUGGGCCCGCUGGGUGUGCUGGUGAAGCUGCUGCGGCUGCUGUGGGGCCUGGCGCUGGGCGUGCUGCGGGCGACGCUGCAGCUGCUGGACUUCCUGUGCUGGCAGGCUCUGGGCUGCGUGCGGGGCUGCCUGUGCCGCCUGGGCGCCUUCCUGCUGGCCAUCGGCGGGGAGCUGCUGGCCGUGCCCUGGCAGGCCCUGCGCGUGCUGGGCGGGGUGGGCCGGGCGCUGCUGCGCAUGCUGUGCUGCCUGCUCAAGGCUGUGUGCCGGCUGCUGGCGCUGCCCCUGCGUGUGCUGCUGGACGUGGCCGCCUUCCCCCUGCACACGCUGGGCGCCGUCCCGCUGGUGUGCCGCGACAUCGCGCUGGGCCUGGGCGGCACCCUGGGGCUGCUCCUGGACGCGGCCUUAGGCACCGCGGGCGGCCUCUGCCAGCUGCUCUUCGGCGUCUGCAGGCGCUUCUGCUUCCGGGCAGCCGCCGCCACCACCGCCGCUGACGGCUCCGGAGAGUUCUAGAACACCAGGCCCCCGUGGCUGCCCGCAGUGUGUCAUCCUGGCUUCUGACUGGAAAGCUGGAAGCUGUGCUUUCUCCCGUGACUGCACUGUGGCCUCUGGGGGAUGUCUGUCUUUCUGUCUGUCUGUCUAUCACUGGGCAGGAGGGGUGUGCAGGUGUCUGCGGUCACCUGGGCAGACUUCCCCUGCGCCGCCUAUUCCCCAUCCAUGCCGCCGUCCACUGGGCCCCUGGGAGACGCGUGCUCAGUGAUGGUCACACAGGGGCCUGCCCUCCCCUUGCCCUCAUGCAGGCGACACUGCCCUCCCGCGACGGCCAGGCUGCUGCUUCCCCUCACACACCUUUCCCUGGAGGGGCCUUUUGGGCGAGGGCCAGCGCCUCUGGUAGGUGUGCGUGUGUGGCGUAGCUGGGUGGGCAGGCUAGCUGUGGGGUGCGGCCCAGCACUCUGGGGAGUGGGAGAAGCACAGGGCCCAGCCAGCUCCAAGGUGGGGGCUGCUCUCCGUGCUGACCCAUGUCCCCCACCUCGGGCGAGGCUGAGCUCCGAUGCACCGCUGAACUGCACAGCCCCCCAAGCCGGGCUCUCGCCCCGUGGCCACCACCCGCGGCCCUCACACCACGGCCAUCCUGUGCGAGGAGCCUGUGCGGACGCUAUCCCGGCCCCCCGGGAAGGGGCCUCCACCUUAGACGGGCGCACACCCGGGCAUCAUGAAGCCUGCUGGAGAGCCCGGCCUCAGCAAGGCCUCUUUGUAGCGUGGGGGAGGCUAGGAAGAACCGCUCGGGUCAGGAUAGCUCACGUGGACGGGUUCCAGCCCGGCCCCCACUGCACUGCAGAAGCUUCAGAACUGUAGUGUCUUUGUCUUCCUCGCUUUCUGUCUAGAAAAAGACAAAACAAAACCAAGCAGACAGCUCUUGUGGAUGCUCCCCUCAGGAGCCGACCCCCGCCUGCUUAUUCCUCCUUCUUGGCCCGCGGGCUGUUUGGUGCCUGUACAAGGACAAGCCCUCUGCUCCCACAGACACUCCUUUUUUAUUGGAUAGGACAGAGAAAUUGGGAGCGGGGAGAGAGAGAGAAAGAGAGAGAGAGAGAGAGAGAGAGAGAGAGAGAGAGAGACCUGCAGCCCUGCACCAGCACUCGUGAAGUGGGCGUCUGGAACCCAGGUCCUUGUGCACUGUAACAUGUGCACCCAGCCUGUGUGCCCCCCCCCUUGCUUUUCACGGAGCCUGUGUCAGUUUACUGCACGGAGAGAGUGGCGGCCCCACCCAGGGGAGCAUCUGGCUGUCCCUUUGUGCUCUCAGGGUGCCCUGAGGUGCAGGAGGGGCAAGGAUCUCACGAUGGUUUUGGGGUGUAGGCCCAGCCUCCUCAACACCGGAUGGCAAAACGUGGGGUCCCAAAAGGUGUCAGUGAGACGGAGGGGGCAGGUAUGCUGUGUGCUGGGCUAAGGUGUAGAGAGUGGCUGUGUGGGGGCAUUGUAGAGAUGCAGCGCUGUGGCUGGCGGGGGCUCUGGGGUGCGAGGCUCGGCCGUGUCCUCAGGAUUCUGAAGCACGCCCGUGUCUGGGGACGGCUGCGGGGUGUGGUGCUGUUGGUCUGGGCCCGUGUGCAGACGGGGGAGGUCAAAGGGGAGGCGCGGGUUCCCAGGGAUCCAGGCACUGAGGGCACCUGUGUCCCAGCACCCCAGGAUGGCAGCUGCACCCCCCACUCUGGCCUGUGUUCAGCCGCCAAGGAGAAUCGGUGACGACUGUCCUCUGAGUGACCCCGUCUGCACCUCGGGGCCAGGGCCCAAGCCGCCCCCUCCGCUGGAUUCCUGUCUUAUUUAUUUAUUCCUGUGUGGCCUUUUGGGAACUCUGGGAAGGGAAGACAAAAGUGACCCCAAGAGGGCUGGCUGGUGGGGGUGCUUGUUAGGCCCCACAGCUGGGGUGCUCUCUGGGAGCAGGGAGAUGGGCUGUGGGCAGCGCAUGGCAGGCCUGCUUGACUCCGAUGCUCAAUAAAGUGGCCGUGACAACC
Erinaceus europaeus (western European hedgehog) is the source of this 3608-nucleotide messenger RNA. RefSeq names its product endonuclease domain containing 1 (gene ENDOD1). The record is from RefSeq and is a predicted model, not a curated record. The transcript has 2 exons. Bases 112 to 1614 code for a protein of 500 amino acids. NCBI's taxonomy places the organism in Eukaryota, Metazoa, Chordata, Mammalia, Eulipotyphla, Erinaceidae.